This is a messenger RNA of Penicillium chermesinum, 813 nucleotides long. RefSeq lists its product as uncharacterized. The record is from RefSeq and is a predicted model, not a curated record. The transcript is spliced from 4 exons. NCBI's taxonomy places the organism in Eukaryota, Fungi, Ascomycota, Eurotiomycetes, Eurotiales, Aspergillaceae. The coding region runs from base 1 to 813 and encodes 270 amino acids.
AUGAUUCUGCGCGAACUUCGCGUGUCUCCAAAGGAGCACUUCCUCCAACAGAUCAAUUCAGAAGCUAGUGAUGAUAGUCCCGACUCUCGGAGGGCGUCUAAGAAUUAUGUGACCAGGGACUGGACAGCAUUCGCCGCAGCUCCGCAAAGCCCGACCAUAUCUAUAACGCAUUUUACAAGACCAAAAGGCGGUCCUCCGAAAGACGUUUUUUUGGGCUAUUCUACGAAAGAUUACAGCUGGCCACCGGACCAGGGAGGUGCCCGUCCGGGCUUUCCGGUUUCGGACCGUUUCUCACCAUCUGUGCAUGACCCAAGCCAGAAGACUCUCAGUGAGAGAUCCAAAACAAAGCUUUUCCCGCCAAUUUACAUGCUCAACACAUGGAACGUUUUCGUGGUUGACAAAUCAGAGCGAGCUUUAUUCGAGGAAUCAGACGACUAUACUUACAAGGAGGAGCAGACGAAAAAGCUUUCUCUUUCGGCAGGCCACUAUGCGGCGCUGGAUCACAUACCUGUCAAGCAGGAGCAUAGUUCCUACACAGAAAGUAUCAUGGGCGUCCUAGCACUGGCAAUACAGAAAACGUACGAGUUCGACGCCGAGGGACCUACUGGCUACUUGUCUCUACUCUCGUACCGCAUCGAUAUUUAUAUCCAUCGAUAUUGUUGGACAGAGCGGCGGAAUAAGAUUAUUGAGGAAUUCUCGAUGCAAGUGCAGGGGGGCACUAUAGAUGUCAGUGACACAGGGGAGAUUGUUGCGGCACUACUCCUUCUCUUCGCCGCAGAGGAGCCGUCACCGUUUCAUCAUCAUUAUCCGUAA